Malaclemys terrapin pileata is the source of this 9200-nucleotide messenger RNA. Its product is annotated as protein Daple-like. NCBI's taxonomy places the organism in Eukaryota, Metazoa, Chordata, Testudines, Emydidae. Bases 80 to 1435 code for a protein of 451 amino acids. The transcript is spliced from 11 exons. The record is from RefSeq and is a predicted model, not a curated record.
GCAGAGUUUCCAACCUCCCAAGGCAUUUAAGCUGUUACUCUUCUGCACUGCUCCUUCUUCUGAACGAUACAUGUAGGAGAUGCAGCCUGAAAAGUCAAAGAAAUUCUCUGCUUCAAAAAUGACUCACACACGCAACCUGGCACCUAGUUUCAAACAAAUGGAUACGCUGAGUUCAAUUGAGGCAGAGUACAUAAAGAAUCUACAGAAAGAAGUCUACCUACUGGAACUUGAGACAUCAUUUCUAAGAGAGCAAGCUAAAAAGGCUACCAGUAUUCAACCAAAAAUCAGCACUCAAGCGGAAAAAGUGUUGCAGAAGAUGAAGGAAUUACAGUCAGAAAUAAAUACUGCUCAGCUGGAACUUGGAAAGAAAGAGAACAGCACCAAGUUUUUCGAUGCAGAAAAUCAAGCCAUGCAUAAACAUCUGCAAACUCUAUCAGAUGCAAAUACUAGAGAAAAGCUGUUAUUAAUGGAGGAUGUUACAAAGCUGAAGAAACUUGCUGAGAUUGUCAUUCAGGACAUUUCACACAAAGAAGCAGAGCUACUAGAAGUUCAGAAAGAGCUACAGAGGGCCAUGAAUUCCAUGAAAGAAAAAGAGCAUAAGCGCCAUCAUUUGGAAAAUCAACUACACCAGCAGAUUCAACACCACCAGGAUAUGGAAGCAAAGCUUGUGGAAAAUAGAUCAGAAUGUGUAAGAGUGCAGGCGUUGCUCCACCAGCUGGAGGAGAAAUACCUUACUAGCUCACAGUCCAUGCAGCAGCAUAUUGCUAAAGAACUUCGGGAGGAAGCUGAAAAAUUAAGACAGCAGCUCAAAGAAAAAGAACUUUCUGCUGAUGAGGAUAAAUAUUUACGCAACAAAAUGGCAGAAGAUUGUGGAUAUCUGACAAAAGAAAAUGGCUUCUUACAGUCUCAGGUUCUGGAAGCAACCAGGCAGCUAGAUAGAGAGAGGCAGCUGAGAGAGGAGGAAAGCACCUGCCGUACAAGAAGGAUUUCUGAGCUAGCCUGUGAAAAGGAGAAAGAACGACAACUUGAGAUGGAGCUCACUUACGUGAAGAGACUACUGCAGGAUGAAAGACAGAAGGCUCUUACUGCACAAGAGCAGGUACUACGUCUCCAGCAAGAAAGGAAAUCUGUAAAUCUAAAUGGACAGUCACUUCAGAGCCAGCUAAAAGAUUUAGAAAGGAGAUGGUCAAGAGCUCAACUGGAAAAUUCAAAACUGCGAACAGAAAAAACUCAUUUAGUAGAACAUAUUUCUCAGUUACAUAAACAGAUUUCUGAGAAAGAGGAUGAAAUCCGUCGCAUGCAUGAACAUGUUAAUACUAUGUCCUAUGACCUGACUAGUCUGAAAUCUCAAGUGGAAACAGAACAUAGCUUGCAGAGAGAAAGAUGGAAAGAGUUCUCCAAUAUUCUAAUGGCAUACAAGUCACCUGCUAAAUGAGCUCUAUUUAGGGAAGUAGUUACUUAAAAUGAGCUAACCUAAUAAUUUUAAAAAUGAAACUGAUACUAACAAUUAGUUCCUUAAAUUCCCAUUGAAAAAAAAAAAAAAAAGUGUCCUGAUGCAUCUAUAUAAGGUAUACUGCUCUUCAUAGAUUUCAUAGACUAUUAGGGUUGGAAAGGACCUCAGGAGAUCAUCUAGUCCAACCCCCUGCUCAAAGCAGGACCAAUCCCCAGACACAUUUUUAGCCCAGGUCCCUAAAUGGCCCCCUCAAGGACUGAACUCACAACCCUGGGGGUUUAGCAGGCCAAUGCUCAAACCACUGAGCUAUCCUUCCCCCCCCCCCCCCGGAGUAUGUAAUAUUCUGCAUUUCUACAUAACAAAUGAAACUAGAGCCUAUCAGAAUCACUUGGAACCUGGGGAGAUGGGCUAAGAACACUGGGGGAGGCAGCAUGCUCAUCCCUUGUGAAGCUGGCUUCAAAUUAAUUAAAAAGCAACCCAUUUGGCCACUUCAAGGAGUGGUGUUUUUGUAAUUGCAAAGGUAGUACCAUGCAGUCAUCACUCCUGUCCUAACCAAGGUGGCAGACUCUGUCACGAGCAGUCAAGGCUGAUUCCCCACUCUGGCACUUCAAGUGCAGAAAGUGGGGGCCCGCAAGGAAUCUAAAAAUUAAUACUGGCCACUCCAGGCUUGUAUUAAACUCCCAAAGUUACAACUUCUCCCUGAUCUUGGAUGGGUAGAUGCUGCCACCACCCAAAUGCAAAACCCCUUGGAACCCAGGAAGGCACACUUCGGAACUCCUUCCUGUGGGGUACCUCAAUCCCUUUCACCUCGCCUCCAGUGAAGAGCUGAGAAAGAAAACAAAGGAAAUUAGCUGUUACCCCCAGCUAAUUAAACAUAGGCACAAACCUCUUAGGAUUCCAAAAAUCCUAUCCUGUUCUUUAAAAAGGUAAAUUUUAUUAAAAACAAAAAAGAAAGAACACACAUCUGGAACUUAGGCUUUUGCUAGAUUUAAAAAAAAAAAAAAAACAACCACUUACAAAAAUUAAACAUCAAGAAUAACCUUAGAGGACCAUCUUAAAGGUUACAAGCAAAACAAAAAGCAUUUGGGGUUAGCACAGAGGAGUCCCACAAGCCAAUAAGAAAUAAACAAACAAAUAAACCUAAUCACGUCUUUCUAAACAUUCCUGAUCUAUUAGGAUUCUGUUAAAUAAGAAGUUCUAGAUAUGAGCUGAUGAUUUUCAUAUCUGGCCUUUAGCUUCUCACAUCAUAACUGCACCCUGUUCCUCUUUUUCCGGGAGAACAGCAACAGCACACAAAGGGAAAGCUUUUCCCCCCCAAUUUUAAAAAGUUCUAGCCUUCCCAUUGGCUCUUUUGGUCAGGUGCCCACUCCCUUCCUUUUACCUGGACUUUAACCCUUUCCAGGUAAAGCAAGUAGAGAACAGCUACCAAGGGGGACUUUAUAGCUAACUGGCUGGCUGAGUGUCCAUAAAAGGGAGCUACUCCCCUCCCCCUUCUUUUAUCACACGAGCCCUUGAAGGGACAAACAUGCUUCCUGAAUUUAACAUUAACAGUAAUGGAUUUUCUAUUUAAUUUUUAAUUAUUUGAAGAGAGCUUUAAAAAGUAAUUGUUUAAAUGAAUGUUCUUGGCACACAAACACUAACAUCCUCUACCAAAAGCAAAUGCAUCAAUACUUAUAAAACUAUACUAAAUUUCUGAAGUUCAUUAUAGCAACCUUCUUGAAAGCCUGAGAAUUAAAAGUUAGUGAGCUUUCGGCCUUCAAGAUCAACAGGAAAAAUUCUUUGUUGAACUAAUCUAGUAUUAUAUCACCUAUAUCAACUCAGAAAUUAAGGAAGAAAUGUCAAGUCCAUUCUUAGCUUUCUCAAAAAAAUUCUUUUUGGCUCAAAGUAAAUUAAACUAGGUCUCAAAACAAAGGUGACCAUUUUGGAAGUUUUGAACAAAAUCCAUUUAGCCCUUUUCAGAGGAGUAGAAAAGUUUCCAUAAGAAAAACAAAACAUGUUUGCACUUAAUUUGAAAACUGCUUCAGUUUAAAGCAUCAGACUCAACUCUACAGUUAUAGAUCUGUCCUUUUGAAAAGGCAGGGAAAUUCAAAAAAGUUAACAGUUUCUACAGCAGUAUUAGUUCAGCCAAACUGCAGUUAAGAAUGUAAAUCUCUGGCCUCAGAUACAACCUUGCUCUGCAUAUAUCCAUUCAGAAUGCUGCUGCAAAUAUUUUUCUAGCCCUUCACUUUGACCCCCACCCAUCACCUCUCUGCAUGGCUCCUCUGCCCCCCUUCUCUAACGCAUCAAACAAACUAUUUGUCUUUACUUUCAAGGCCCUUCAGAGCCUAUCAUGGCACUUAACUCACAUGUUUAAAGCACAGUGCAAACCUUAAAACUUUCUCAAAAUCAACUGUAAAACGACCUGUGCAGCUAAAUUUCUAACUCAAUGCUGCAUUAAUGUAGAUGUCUGCAUUUAGAAUUUUUACUUACUAAUGUUAUGAACCUUUAAGUUUUAUAUUUUUAUACUACAAGUGUGCUAAUGAUUGUUUGCUGCUUGAAUUUUGACAGAUAUAAAUCGAAUUCAUAACAGGAAAAAUGUUUCACAUAGCUGGAAAUCUUAAAGGCAAAUGCCAAGCAAAUAUUGGGUUCAAAUCCCUACAACACAAUGUACCUAAAAUCAAGUAAAUUUAGUUAUUCACUACUGUACAUUUUAUUCCCCCAACCUGCAUGAAACUUCCUGCUUGAUGUCAGUAAAAAGUAUAUUGGAAGAGUUUGUUCUGCUACUACUUUCCCACAUAUAAAAACUAAGUUUUUAAUAUUCUCUGCUGGGCCCUAUCUAAGAGUGCUACUGUGGUCUUCAAAAGUACUCCUCUCUUCAUAUGAGUGCCAAGUUUUUUUUUUUCUACCUUGGAGUUAUUAGGACCGCAGACUUCUGUCAAACUCCUAUUGCCUUUAUUACAAAAACACAGGUUUGUAAAUAAAAUUCUGUAUGCUACAGCCAAACUCCUUAGCUAUUUUUAUUUAGUACAUUGGUAUCUAAUCUUGAUCAAGUUUUCUGUAGCACCAAACGUACAGAAGACCAUCUCAGUCCCAAACAGCAUAUAAUCUUGUUAAAAAGGAGGUAAUAAAAAUAAAUUAGCAUGCAGUAAAGGAAAAAGUGCUGGAUUUUUUAAACGAGCUAAUAGGAUGCCAUGGGAGACUACAAUACAUAGUAACUAACAAAACAUAAUUGGCACUGCACCUCAACAACAUUUGAGCCCACCUCACAGGGAUUGAAAAAAAUGUAGUAGAUUUCUUGGGUUUUCCCAGAGUGGUAGCACCAAGUUGUUAGUCUUAAACCCAGUAAACUGGCCAAUAUAUUCAAGAGGAGAGCAUCUAACACAAAAAGGUCUUCAUCACAAGAGGUAUUCAAAUUUUCCACAAAUCCAACUGCUUUUUCCACCAGAACAUUACUGCCUCCAUUGAUUGAUCAGGUUCUCUUCUCUUCAUUUCCUCUUGGCACAAAAAAGCUCUCAAAGAAGAUAACCAGUUUAUCCCAUAUUUAUUUCUCAUCAGAUUUCCAGUGUCAAACUUCCCAAGCCUUUUAAAAAUAAUAAAAUGAUUAACCAAAAACUGACUAUUCUUACAAAAUGAGAAAUGCAACUUGUUUGCAGUGCUCAAUACCAUGAGGCCUUAACUCCCUGUUUGAGAUCCCUAGGCACCACACUAGAAAAUUUUUAGGUAAGAUGGGAAACCUGUUUUGCUGACUAACAUGGAAGGAGCAGUUGCCCCUUACCCUAACAAGGUAGGACAGACCCAUAAGCUUAACUACUUUAGCAGUUUUAAGAUUUUGGUUAAAAGGUUUCUUAAAACCUCAACUAAGGGACGUCUUUACUACUAAGCCACUGUCAGGGGUAAUACAGAGGCCAUAUCUACUCUACAAACCAUGGUCAAUGCAAAUUCCAUUAGCAUACAUAGGUCAAAGUUCGUAGAUCACUUGGGCAUGUACAGACCUGGCUGCUUGCAUUGGUGCUGGACACACAACAGGAGCACUUGUAUCUAUGCAGAAGUGCGGUGCACCGGGGUAGAUGCACCAGACAAUGGUAUGUAGCAAACUGGGUAAUUCUUUUUGGGAAGUUCUUGAAUGUGUUGGAUAAAAAUGAGUUGCCCAGUGAUCUCUGGGAGCUAGGCAUCAAGUUCCCAGCAUGCAACUUUCUCCAUCCCAUAAUCCAUCCAUAUCUCAUAAUUGUCAUGCCUUAAAAAAAAAAAAAAAAAAAAAAAAUCCACAAACUCAUGCAGCGCUUUUCCAUCUCCACCAUCUCUGACAGAAGCAUGGAGCCUGCAGAGCUCUGCACUAUUCUUAUGAACGUUGCAAAUACAGGACACACGAUCCUCCUGCAUUUGCAGACCUGCAGGAAAUACCGCAACCAUGGAGGAUGUGACAAUUUCUUCAAGGACAGUCUGUCAAGCAAACACACAAUUUAAGGCUGUUGGGAGCACAUUCCAAGAGCAGCUGCAGACGGUGCAUUUCUGGGACCAAGAAAGUAGCACGGCUUGGUGGGCUUGCAUUAUAAUGCAGGUUUAGGAUGAGUAGCAGCUGCAGAACUUUUGGAUGCAAAAAGCCACAUUCCUCCAUCUGUGUGCCAAGGUUGCCCUACCCCUCCAGCAUAGGGACAGCAGAAUGAGAGCUGUGUUGACAGCAGAGAAGUGAGUGGGCAAUCGCACUGUGGAAGCUUGCAACACCAAAUUGCUACUGGCCAGCAGGAAAUAAUUUUGGAGCUGAAAAAUGUGCAGUGGGGGCAGUUGUCAUGCAAGUGUGUAGGGCUACGCAGGACUGGGACUCUCAGCAACGUGCAAGAAUGCUGGAUGGAUUUGCAAUAAUGGGGUUCCUGAACUGCAGUGGGGCAAAUAGAUAAGCAUGCACAUCCCUCUUUUGGAACCAACUCAUCUUGCCACAGAGUACAUCAACAGAAAGGGAUACGUUUCCAUGCUCCUGCAAAGCACUGGAUCAUGCGACCUCUUUCCCGUCCUCUUUUCCUUAUGCAUGUAUACUGCAAUAUUUGUUCUGAAUAAAGAUAAUUUGAUUCUCCAAAAAUAGAACUUUGACCAGCAAAAACCUUGCAGAAAAACAAUAUGCAAAAUAACCAUAGGUAAUAGGGGGAGAGGGAUAGCUCAGUGGUUUGGCCUGCUAAACCCAGGGUUGUGAGUUCAAUCCUUGAGGGGGCCACUUAGGAAGCUGGGGCAAAAAUCAGUACUUGGUCCUGCUAAUGAAGGCAGGGGGCUGGACUCUAUGACCUUUCGGGGUCCCUUUCAGCUCUAUGAGAUGGGUAUAUCUCCAUAUAUUUUAUAUUAUUCCAGUUUUAAAGUUUCACUGUUAAUUUAUUAAACCAGAAAGGGAAUAAAUAUGUCAAUUUGAGUGCACAAAAGUAGUCUGUUGUGGCUACACAUGCACCAACUGUGGUACACACAGGUCAGUGUAUAUGAAACUGGUUUUCCUUCCUGUCUCCCAGCAUGGACUGCUCAAGGUAAGAAUGCAGCCCCCAAUGCCACUAGGAAUGUUGCAGGGGAUAUAAUAAGCAGUAACCAUGGAGUUCUCCAAGGCCUGCAAAGGGUCAAGAGUUUUGGGACCCAAUCAAGCUUUGUAGCAUUUGGGUUUGCUGCCUGAGGUGGUGGUGCAUUUCCCUUUCCUGGGACGCUUGGGCCUUCUUCCUGUCCUCUUUCCUUAUCCAUGCUGUUGGUCAUAUUAGCCCUUCAAGCCUUUUGUUCAUGGUCCAAUGCAGCAUUGGCAUGCAGGAUCUCUCCGAACAUGUCCUGCCUAGUCCUCUUUCUCAUCCUCAUCAUCCUGUCUCCCAGCAUGUGUCAUGUAGAGGCAGAUGGGGGGUGGGUUGCAGCUGAGUUGGGUGCAGGGACACAUGGGGACAGAAGCAGCUGUGCCUGACUAAUUAGGAGAGUCUAGGGGUCAGCAUGGGAGAGGCUCCCUAACAAUCCCUCCCCUCCACCUGUCUUCCCCAUCCUCCCCCCAAACCCCUGUUCCAUACUUUUCCCACCCACACCCAACCUUCCAGGUUCACUCCCAGGCUCGGUAAGGGAGGUGGUUUCUGGUCUCUGACCUCUGCGCAAUGUGACUUUACAAUUGUGACCAAAACAGUCACAAUCACAGGGAAUGGGACAGCUGCUGGAGGACUGUUUGGGCAGACACGGGUCAUGCAGUGUCUACACUCUGACUUAAUUGACUUCAGUAGGUGGACCAUGGCUCUACGCUGUUCAGGGAGGUGGUGGUGGUGCGGGGAGUGUCUGCAUCAUAAGAAGGUGCUUACAUCGUCCGGAGACAAAUCUGAGCGUAAUCUAAGGGCAGAUCAUGCAUAAAUAGGUUGACGUAAGUUGAUUUAUGUCAACCUAACUCUGUAGUGUAGAUAAGGCCCUAGACUGGCCCAAUUAGAGACUUGAUGAAAAACUGGCAAUUAGCAAGUAUGUUUUCCUCCUAUUACGCCUAGUCAGUCUGAAUAGAACUCCCAAACCACCACCAGGUGCUAUGAUAGAUCUUAUUGCUAAGAAAUCACCACACACAAAUUCCACCUUCUAAAGAUAAGCUAAAUGUACAGACAAAUGUUUUGUUGUAGCAGCAAGAAUAUGUGAAGGGAUGUCUACAUUGCAGAUCUGCAAGCCCUGGUAGAUGUAUGGGCUCUUUUCAGGACGUAGUCCGGUCUCUAGUAGAAUACACUUGAGCGCUGUGGGAAAGGGAGGGAAACUGCCUAGCUGUCAUAUAGACAACAAUCUUCAUUCAUCUGUAAAUAGACUUCUAAUUACAGGGUAAGCAGGUUGGGCAGACAUUCUGUUAUCUAGAUUUAUGUACAAUCUAAGCACAGAGGCAGAAGCUUUUCUUUAUGUUUGCAAGGAAUUUUAAGAGCCUCAGAUGACAGGCAUUUUAGAAGUGCCAAGUAUUCUGUUCUCAUUCUUUUGGAGGCAGUUCUUCUACCAAAAUGUCCCGCGAGCAAAGUUGAGGAUGGAAUCUUAGGCCUUGGCUACACUUGUGAGCUGGAGCGCAUUAAAUCAGCCCCGGGCACCCUAACUCCAGAGGUGUCCACAGUGGCAAGGCAUGUAGAGUGCCCAGACUCCACGGCUGGAGCACGCCGGUAAUCCACCUCCAUGAGAAGCAUAAAGCUUGCUGCACCCAGCUGGAGCACCAACGUGUCCAUACUGGCACCGUGGUCUAUUAAUGCACUCUGAUCGGCUGCCGUGCAGUAUCCCACAAUGCCUGUUCUAGCCACUCUGGUCAUCACUUUGAACUCUACUGCCCUGCCCUCAUGUGAUCGUCAGACCUGCCCUUUAAAUUCUCUAGGAAUUUAGAAAUUCUCCUUCCUGUUUGCUCAGCAAGGCAUAUAGUGCUCUCCGUGCAUCUUUCCAGGUGGCCAUGCCUCCAUGUGCCAGGUGAUCCCCAGUAUGGAGCAAUGGUGAGGUGCUGGACCUCAUCAGUGUUUUGGGGGAGGAAACUGUCUAGUCCCAGCUGCGCUCCAGCCAUAGGAAUUACGAUACCUACGAGCAGAUAUCAAGGGCCAUGACCAGGGUUAAAGUGCGGAAUGCCUACUACAGAGCGCAGGAGGCGAACCGCCACUCUGGUGCUGUGCCAAUAACCUGCCGUUUCUACAAAGAGCUGAAUGAGAUGCUUGGGGGGCGACCCCACCUCCACUCCAAAGAGCACCAUGGACACUUCAGAGGCCGUGGCAGCCCAGCGUUCAACAAGGCAAGAGGAGGAAAGCGGGAGUGAGGAGGGGGGCCCAGAGCCAGGAGG